This is a messenger RNA of Medicago truncatula (barrel medic), 596 nucleotides long. RefSeq lists its product as uncharacterized. The transcript has 2 exons. The record is from RefSeq and is a predicted model, not a curated record. Lineage: Eukaryota; Viridiplantae; Streptophyta; Magnoliopsida; Fabales; Fabaceae. The coding region runs from base 64 to 369 and encodes 101 amino acids.
UUUGUCCUUCAAAAAAACUAUAAUCUAGAUACUAAGGUUCAACACCACAUCUUAGCAAAAGAAAUGAAGUCCAUUCAAGCCUUAUUCCUUGUCUUCUCUCUUCUCCUGGUUGCUAACAUGAGCUAUGCAAGAAAAGAUCUAGGAGACCUUUGGAAGAAUAAGAUGAAUAAGCAACCUAUGCCUGAAGCAAUUAAAAACUUUAUUCAAGUUCCAAAAGCAUUAGGUGAAGGAAAAGAAGAUCAUUCUUUUACUACCGACUUUGAUGUAAAUCCUAAUAUCAUAUUAUAUCACACCCAUGUGCAUCAAGAUGAGAAGCCUUUUGAACAUGCAGCAAGGAAAAUGGAGUCAUUGUUACCAAAAAGGGGUUGAAGUUAAACCUUCCAGAAAUAACAAUAACUAUAGAAAAUAGAUUCAUACAUUAAAAUUGUCUCCAAAGCAUUAUUAUGAAUAUAUGAACUAUGCCAUGAUAUGACAUAUAAAAAGUCAUUUAUGUAAUUGGCAUCUGGUCAUGUAGUAUUAGUAUGCCAAGGAAUAAAAAAAUUAUGUUCAUUAUGGAGUAAUAUUGUUAACUUGAGUGCUUGUCUUUUUUUUGGUUA